Molecule: messenger RNA, 680 nt
Organism: Periophthalmus magnuspinnatus
Lineage: Eukaryota; Metazoa; Chordata; Actinopteri; Gobiiformes; Gobiidae
Product: troponin C, slow skeletal and cardiac muscles-like
Exons: 6
Coding region: 80-565 (161 amino acids)
Cellular component (GO): myosin II complex
Molecular function (GO): calcium ion binding
Source: RefSeq, a predicted model, not a curated record
CUUUCCCUCCCUCUCCACUCUUCUCUCUCCGUUCCAUCAGGUCAGUAUUGUCUGGAGUCUCAGCAGACCACAUCUCAACAUGGAUGACGUGUACAAAGCAGCGGUUGAGAACCUCACAGAAGAGCAGAAAAAUGAAUUCAAGGCAGCGUUCGACGUCUUCAUCCAGGAUGCAGAGGACGGCUGCAUCAGCACCAAAGAGUUGGGCAAAGUCAUGAGGAUGCUCGGCCAGAACCCCACCCCAGAGGAGCUCCAGGAGAUGAUUGAUGAGGUGGAUGAGGAUGGGAGCGGCACUGUUGACUUUGAUGAGUUCCUGGUGAUGAUGGUGCGCUGCAUGAAGGAGGAGAACAAAGGGAAGUCUGAAGAGGAGCUAGGCGAGCUGUUUCGAAUGUUUGACAAAAAUGGGGACGGGUACAUCGACCUGGAAGAGCUAAAGAGCAUGCUGGAGUCCACUGGAGAGGCCAUCACUGAAGAUGACAUCGAGGAGCUGAUGAAGGACGGAGACAAGAACAACGAUGGAAAAAUUGACUAUGACGAGUUCUUGGAGUUCAUGAAAGGUGUGGAAUGAACAGUGUGCUGCCCCCUGCUGCUCCAAACCUCCCCCUGCCCGUGCUCUCAGUCUCUCUCAUACUGUACCAGAUCAAUGUGAUGUCACCAACAGUCAAUAAAACCGUUUACAUCUC